AUGCGGGCGUCCUUCCACUUCCUCACCGCCCUCCUGGCCUGGUGGGUCUGUGGCGUGUCGUCGACCACUGAUAACCUCACCUCUGCGGUGACCUGGGAUGAAUACAGUUUGCUAAUUAAUGGAUCCAGGGUCUUCAUCAACAGCGCAGAGUUCCACUACCCAAGGCUCCCCAACCCGGCCCUCUGGCCCGACAUCUUCCAAAAGUUCAAGGCCGCCGGCUUCAACACCGUCAGCCUCUACUUCUUCUGGAACUACCACUCGGCCGCCAGGGGUGUGUACGACUUCACCUCGCCAGGCAAAGACCUGCAGGCCCUGUUCGAUGCCGCCUCGGACGCCGGCCUGUGGGUCAUCUCGCGGCCGGGCCCCUACAGCAACGGCGAGUACACCGCCGGGGGCCUGGCGCUGUGGGGCUCGGACGGGAGCAUGGGCACGCUCCGGACCAGCGACGAGGCGUACUAUGAGGCCUGGCUGCCGUGGGUGCAGGAGCUGGGCGCCAUCAUCGCCGCGAACCAGAUCACCGAGGGCGGGCCCGUCAUCCUGAACCAGAUCGAGAACGAGCUGCAGGAGACGACGCACUCUGCCACCAACACCCUGGUCGUGUACAUGGAGCAGAUCGAGGCUGCUUUUCGAGAGGCUGGCGUGGUUGUUCCUUUUACGAGUAACGAGAAGGGAAUGCGGUCAGAGAGUUGGAGUGUCGACUACGAAGAUGUCGGAGGGGCCGUGAAUGUGUAUGGCCUGGAUUCUUACCCAGGCGGUCUGUCUUGCACGAAUCCGGCGUCUGGAUGGACACUUGUUCGAACAUACUACCAAUGGUUUCAGAAUUACAGCUACACUCAGCCAAGCUUCCUACCAGAGUUUGAGGGAGGGUAUUUUACUGCCUGGGGCAGUGGCACAUUUUACGAUACGUGUGUUUCGUACCAUGAUCCCGCCUACCCAGAUCUCUUCUACAAGAACAACAUUGCAGAGAAAGUGACGAUGCAGAACUUUUAUAUGGGUUAUGGCGGUACAAACUGGGGACACUCAGCUGCUCCAGUAGUUUACACAUCCUAUGACUACGCGGCACAUAUCCGAGAGACACGCCAGCUAUGGCCCAAGGUGCUCCAGACAAAACUCAUCAACCUCUUCGCCAGCUCGUCGCCCGACCUGCUCAAGACCGACAUGAUCGGAAACGGCACCGGCUACCAGGUCGACACAGACGACAUCUUCACGUGGCUGCUCCAGAAUCCAGACACAGGGGCCAGCUUCCUGUUCACGCAGCAGACCACGUCGAGCUCCGAGGUUAAUGUGACCUUCACCGCCACCCUCAACACAUCUCUGGGCCCUGUCAAUGUUCCGAAUGUCUCUCUCUUUGGCCACCAGAGCAGAAUCCUCGUGACAGAUUAUGCUAUUGGGAACAACCACACGCUUCUCUACUCCUCGGGCGACAUUGCCACCUGGGCCACUUUUGAUAAUGACGACAAUGGGGGCGAUGACGAGGCCACGACGACAGCCUUGGUUCUUUACCUCAAGGCCGGGCAGACGGGCGAGUUUGCCUUUGCCAACGAGGCUGGGCUGACAUACACGGCUUAUGGAACGUCUCUUGUCACCACCUCCAACAGCAGCACCGCAGGCCAGAUCUUCACGUAUACCCAAGGAGAUGGCCCGACAUUUGUCAAGUUUUCCAACGGCGUGCUCGUCUACCUGCUCGACCAGACCUCAGCAUGGACAUUCUGGGCCCCUCCGGCGUCCACCAGUGCUGCUGAUAACGUGUAUGGGUCUCCUGACGACAAGAUCUUCAUCCUGGGCUCGUACCUCGUCAGGAACGCAUCUUUAGGUGGCGACGGCGUGCUCCGGAUCUCAGGCGACAACAACGUCACCACAACCAUCGAGACCUUGAGCAGUAGCAGCAGCAGCAGUAUUACCUCCAUCACCUGGAACGACAUCCCUCUCAAUGCAACAAGGACAUCCUACGGCACAUACACGGCCACCAUCCCAGGAACCGAGUCCCGCAGCGUUGUCCUGCCCGAGAUCGCCACCUUGGACUGGCACUCGGCCGACUCUCUCCCCGAGUCCGACCCUUCCUUUGACGACUCGUCCUGGAUAGUCUGCAACAAGACCACCACCCAGGCUUACAUCGCCCCUUACACCUUACCUGUCCUCUUCUCCUCGGACUACGGCUACUACGCAGGGGCCAAGAUCUACCGCGGGUACUUUCCUGCUUCUUCUUCUUCUUCUUCAAACUACACCUCAGUCAACAUCACUGCCUCGGGCGGCGACGCCUUUGGCUGGAGUGCCUGGCUCAACGGCGUCUUCAUCGGUGGCGACACAGGCAACACCAGCGCCCUCGAGACCACCACCGCCGUCUUGGCCCUGCCCCCCUCUGCGCUGCUGCUUUCCUCCAACGGCUCCUCCUCCUCCUCCAGCCAACAGCAGGAAAACGUUCUGACCGUGCUCGUCGACUACCACGGCCACGACGAGACCUCCGUCGCAGGCGGCAUGAACGUUCCCCGCGGCCUCUACGGCGCCCAGCUGCUCCCCGCCCCUACCACCAGCACCAGCACCGCCAACACCACGACGGGCUUCACCACCUGGAAGAUCCAAGGCAGCGCAGGCGGCAGCGCCGCCAACAUCGACCCCGUCCGCGGGCCCUUCAACGAAGGCGGCCUGUACGGCGAGCGGCUAGGCUGGCACCUCCCAGGCUUCUCCCCGAGCACCUCGUACCCGACUUCCUACGGCGCCUGGGACGACGCCACCCCUCUCGACGGCCUCACGGGGCCCGGCGUCCGCUUCUACGUCGCCAACUUCACCCUCGACAUCGACGACGACCUCGACGCCCCGCUGGGCCUCGCCUUCUCCGCCCCCGAGGGCACCGUCGCCCGCGUCCUGUUCUGGGUCAACGGGUACCAGUACGGGAAAUACGAGCCGCACAUUGGCCCGCAGACCGUCUUUCCGUUCCCCCCCGGGGUUGUGAACAAUCAAGGGCAAAACUCUCUGGCGGUGAGCUUGUGGGCUAUGGAGGACGGCGGCGCCGCGCUGGAUGGCUUGGAGCUGGUGGUUUAUGAUGUGUACCAGACGGCCUUUGGCUUUGCUCGGGACUGGUCUGCCCUGCAGCCUGGGUGGACGGAUCGGAGCCAGUAUGUGUAGUUGAUUAGAUUUGGUAGGGUGUGAGGAGGAGGAGGAGGAGGAGGAAAAGAGAGAGAGAGAGAGAGAGAGAGAGAGAGAAAGAAAGAAAGAAUGAUGGCAGAUUGCUCCAUAGUGGUGAACAAAUC
This is a messenger RNA of Cryphonectria parasitica EP155, 3248 nucleotides long. Its product is annotated as family 35 glycoside hydrolase. The record is from RefSeq and is a predicted model, not a curated record. The transcript has 8 exons. Gene Ontology annotation, biological process: carbohydrate metabolic process. Lineage: Eukaryota; Fungi; Ascomycota; Sordariomycetes; Diaporthales; Cryphonectriaceae. Gene Ontology annotation, molecular function: beta-galactosidase activity. Gene Ontology annotation, cellular component: vacuole. The coding region runs from base 1 to 3123 and encodes 1040 amino acids.